Molecule: messenger RNA, 1263 nt
Organism: Ogataea philodendri
Lineage: Eukaryota; Fungi; Ascomycota; Pichiomycetes; Pichiales; Pichiaceae
Exons: 1
Coding region: 1-1263 (420 amino acids)
Biological process (GO): cell wall mannoprotein biosynthetic process; protein N-linked glycosylation; protein O-linked glycosylation
Cellular component (GO): membrane; Golgi apparatus
Molecular function (GO): alpha-1,2-mannosyltransferase activity
Source: RefSeq, a predicted model, not a curated record
AUGGCGUCGAUCCCAAGGAAAAUCGCCAGACUGAUGGUGUUCGCUCUGAUAGUGUCGACCAUCAUUCUGGUUGCCGUGAACUCGUCGAGUUUUGGGCUCGGUGGCUGGUUUGGGUCGGCUCAAACGGGGCCAAGAAAGCUUGUUUUUUCCAACAACAAGUCAAAGCCACCAGAAAAGGUUGUCGAGGAGAAUUACAAGCUGCUCCAGGAUGUUCUGAUGAAGCCGAUCCUGGAGCCCAAGACAGACAAUCUCGUGCGUCCACCCGCGGACCCAGAUCAGUACGACCGGGCCAAUGCAACCAUGCUUGUUCUGGUGAGAAAUCGAGAGCUGGGUCAGGUGGUGCGCACCAUCAAGCAGAUCGAGAAGAAGUUCAACUCCAAGUUCCACUAUCCGUACGUGUUUCUGAACGAGAAACCGUUCACAGAUAAGUUUAUGAGCGGUAUCAAGGCGGUGGUUUCUGGCACGGCGUAUUUUGAGCACAUUGACGCGGCCGACUGGGAGCAACCCGACUGGAUCGACGUGAAGAAGCAGAACCAGGACAUGCGUCAACUGGACAGCGAGAACGUCGGGUAUGCGAAACAGGUCUCGUACCACAACAUGUGUCGCUACUACAGUCUGGGCUUCUACAACCAUCCACGGCUCCGCCAGUUCAAGUACUACUGGCGGUUCGAGCCCGGCACAGACUACUACUGCGAUCUGAACUACGAUGUGUUCAAGUUCAUGGAGCUCAACAACAAAACGUAUGGGUUUGUGAUUGCGUUGUACGACGUGGAGCAGUCUGUGCGAACGCUGUGGCCGCGCACGUUGGAGUAUCUUGCGGCCAACCCGGCUGCGCUGCAUCCCAACGGCGCGUACGACUUUCUGCUCGAGAACCAGCAAAAUCCGCACAAAACAAAAGAGGCCAACGGGUACUCAACAUGCCAUUUCUGGUCCAACUUUGAGAUCGCAGAUAUGGACUUCUACCGGUCCAAGCCGUACUCCGAUUGGGUGAGCUACUUGGACUCCACCGGGGGAUUCUACUACGAGAGAUGGGGCGAUGCCCCGGUGCAUUCGGUCGGCGUGGGGCUGUUCGAGGACCGCGACAAGAUCCAUUGGUUCAGAGACAUUGGCUACAAGCAUCAACCAUACACUCUCUGUAGCAACUGUCCGACCUGUUCCAAGUGCAAGACCGCAGAGUUCACCUACGACCACUUGAAAGACCAGAAUUGUCUGGCCAACUGGUGGAAGUACGAGAUGUCGGAGUCUCAAAGGAAUAUCUAUUAA